AUGGAAGUAAAUCAUUUUAUUUUGUCGGCCUGUGAGCGAUGGGAAACUUCGGCAUUUGAUCCUUGUGCUGACACACGUAUUUCUUUAGCGGUUUCGGGUGAGGAAGACCAGCACUGCAGCGAGAGACGGGAACAUCACUGGGCGUCAGGUCACCAGUUCCUAACUCUGAGGCACUCAUACGCUCCACCUCUCUGGAAUCUGUUCGCGGUCGCACGGCACAGUCCGUCGCCAAUAGCCACGGUGGAAUGUGACAACUUUAUCCUUUCAAAAAAGUGUUCUCUCCCAACCCCUUCAGUCAACUCUUCAGAAGAUAAGCCCGCUGGGUGCCGGACGUCGCCGGAAAAAGCUGGCCAUGGUACGAAGAGCGACUCGUCUUUUUCCUGUGCCGCCUAUUCUGCACCAGUUUUGUCUUUCUCACCGCCCUUGCCCUUCUGGCUGUGUGCGGCUAAGAUUUCGGGCUUUCCUUCCAGGAGGACAGAAGCGGACACCCUCCAGCCAACUCUAGAUCCAGUCCAGCAGUGCCGCAGUGAAGGUUCAACAACGAAGUCGCGAGGUUCCAGCCUGUCACCUGUUCCCGGUUCGUGGUGCAGUGGUUCUGCUGCCCUGGGAAAUAGCCUCACACGUUCCUUCUCAGCCACACGGCAAAACCCUUUCCGUGGUCCCCUCCGUCAGUCGUCCGUAUCUCCGGCGUGCGCGGCUCCGCUGAAACUCGGUACACCACGCUUGUCUGCUGUCACAUCUCGUGCGCGACGAAACAGCGUCGAUCCAACAAGGCCCUCGACCACCAGUUUGCGUGCCUUGUCACCGCACACAUCGGUGGGCAGCGACUCGUUGCCUACACGACUCGUCCAGACCUUUCCGUCGGUCCUUGCUCUGGUGCACAAGCAUUUGACGUGGAGUGCGUUUCUUUGCUUUUUGGCAGACGGCAAGGUAUCUGGUGCGACAACAGCGUCUGUGUUUCGUCCAGCGAAACCGCAGGUCCUGUAUCGCUUUCGCGGUUUCGAUCGUGGUCGCAGUCUGUCAACUUCCACGCUGUCUGCCGCUGCCCCGCGUUCGCUCGCUCUAUUUUUCCUCCUGUUUUUCCUAACUGGACUGCCUUCUCAACUGCGUCCGUCCACACAGAGAACGCUUGUCUCUGCCUCGUCUUUCCUUCACCAACCCAUCGUUCCCGCAGUGGCGAGUGCAGUUCAAGCGAGCGCUUUCGUCUCCCCGCGGGCUGUGACUUCGCCCGUCACCCGCAGCAGUGCGUGGAGCGGCCGACGAAACACACGAGCAUUUUCUUCUUCCUCUGUGCGAUACUUUCACACGAAACGGAAACGCACCAACGACCACACGGGAGGAGCCAUGGAAUCCUUUCUUCGACCCAUUCAGCCCAAGAGGUCUCUGUUUCAGGUCCUGCAAAAGGGACCUUUGAGGGUCGCCGUAAUUGGCAGUGGAAACUGGGGCAGCGUGAUCGGAAAGAUCUGCGCGCAAAAUGCAGAGCGGUCGUACGUCUUUCACGAUCAGGUCCGUAUGUGGGUCUUCGAGGAGAUGAUUGAAGGACAGAAACUCACGGAUAUCAUCAACCAGAAGCACGAGAAUGUAAAGUAUCUCCCGGGCCACAAAUUGCCCGACAACCUGGUUGCAGUGCCAGACGUUGUCGAAGCCUGUCGCGGUGCCGAUCUUCUCGUGUUCGUCAUGCCCCAUCAGUUUGUGGCGAAAGUAUGCGAUCAGCUUGCGAAGGCCAACGUUGUGCCAUCCCACGCACGCGCGAUAUCGCUGCUGAAAGGGCUUUACGUGGAAGGCGGAAGACCUCAACUGUUUUCAGAUACCAUUCGGUCGAAGCUCAAUAUCGUCGAGUGUGCAGCUCUUUCUGGCGCAAAUGUCGCAAACGACGUUGCUCGAGAAGAGUUCGCCGAGGCAACGAUCGGCCAUUCCCCGGAUGAGACAGAUACGGCGCUGAUUUGGCAGCAGCUGUUCGACAAGCCAUAUUUCAAGGUCAACACCCUCCCAGAUGUUGCGGGUGUUCAGCUGUGCGGAGCAGUCAAAAACGUCGUCGCGCUGGCUGCCGGUUUCUGUGACGGUUUGGGACUGGGAACUAACACAAAAAGCGCUAUUAUUCGCCUCGGUGUAGAGGAGAUGAAACAAUUCGGAAUGAUAUUCUUCGACAAUGUCAUCGCCGAAACCUUUUUCGAUAGCGCUGGUUACGCUGACGUGAUCACGACAGUAUUCGGUGGUCGCAAUGCGCGCUGUGCGGCGGAAUUCGUUCGACAGAAAGGGAGCAAGACUUGGGACCAAAUCGAAGCUGAGAUGCUGAAUGGCCAAAAGCUUCAGGGCACCCUUACUGCAAGAGAAGUAUUUGAGGUCAUAUCGUCCCAUGAAGUCGACCACCUGUUUCCUCUCUUCACUGUCACGUACGACAUCGCAUUCAAGGGAAGAGAUCCAGCAGAUCUCGUUCGUGUAUUCGAGACAAGAGAGGUCCGCCCCCACAAGACGGCUGAAGAAUGCAACAUUCUUGUGCUGCCUCCUCUCAUGGCAAAUGCCAGAAGAAGGAUUGGUCGCCUGCAAUCGAUAGUUGACCACGAACGCUUUAAAGAACAGGAGAAGAAGAUCGUGAAAGAAUACGAGAAGAGGUACACAGAGAUAGAAGUCGCUGCGGAGACAGCGAAGACUGCGGAUGACUUCACUCCCGUCGCACCAGCAGCAGAGGAGUGCCGGGCAAGAAAAUGAGAUGCCUAGAGGAGACACAGCGUGUUAUGAACAAAUCUAUUGAGGUUUCGCGAAGAGGAGGGAACAUAUUAUAUACAGAAGAAGAACAAGAGACGUGCCGCAUGUCGCUAAGCCAUCGGAAGGGAUGCUCAGAAAAUGGCACAGUAUCACAUUACAGUUCCGUUGAUUCGUCUGAUGGUGACGAAAGGGGAAGAAUAGUUGUCGCACCAAAACUGGCUAGUUGUUACUUUGAAGAAGACGAGAGAUGGAGUGAACCACCAAAAAUCGGAGAAAAUCGAUGGUGUCACGUUUUUUGUCAGACUUCACUUUGUGCAGAAGCAUUGCCCGUCCAAACUGCAACAACUGCUCUAGCGUGUUCGUCUCCAUUCCGUACAGUC
Molecule: messenger RNA, 3086 nt
Organism: Toxoplasma gondii ME49
Lineage: Eukaryota; Apicomplexa; Conoidasida; Eucoccidiorida; Sarcocystidae
Product: glycerol-3-phosphate dehydrogenase (gpdh), putative
Exons: 9
Coding region: 1-2709 (902 amino acids)
Biological process (GO): carbohydrate metabolic process; glycerol-3-phosphate catabolic process
Cellular component (GO): cytosol; glycerol-3-phosphate dehydrogenase (FAD) complex
Molecular function (GO): NAD binding; protein homodimerization activity; glycerol-3-phosphate dehydrogenase [NAD(P)+] activity
Source: RefSeq, a predicted model, not a curated record